AUUAGAUUUGGUCUCCAAAUUAGUUUGCAUACGUACGAACAAAUAAUAGGAAAUACAAUGAAGUUUAACUAUUACAAACACUAAAGCCCUGUUCUCAUGCCGUCGUUUACUUACGUGAGUAUAUAUAAACCCGUAAGUAAAUAUACUUACGGUGAGUAUACCUGUCAUGAGAACGCAUUUGCUUACGGGUUUAUAUUUACUCAUGUAUUUUAUUUGCACGACCAGCAGAGGUCAUGCAAAAGUAUAUUUGCGUAUAACUAAAUUUACUAGAUACGCAAAUCUUGCCAUGAGAACAGAUUUGUUAUUUGCUGAUAUGAGUUAAAAAGUAAAUGCAGAUUUCACACCCGUCCGGCGUGACAAUUUCAAUCCAUUUCACCAGACUCAUAUCUUGACAUUUCUGACACUAGCAGCCAGACAUCACGUGACCAGUACUGUCUAGUAGUUAAGUCGGCAUUGAUUUUUAAAACUGCAUAAUUUCUUUAUUGAUAAUGGCUAAGAAGGCAAAGGGUACACGCGGUUCAUCGUGGACAGACGAGGAAACUGAAUGUUUACUCAACCUGUGGCAGGAAAAUGAUGUAGAAAACCAAUUAGAUGAUCAAAAAAAAACCAAUGUCUCAAUUUAUCAAAUGCUAUCUAGUGAGAUGAACAAAUUUGGAUAUAAUAAAUCUAAUUUACAGUGCAAAAUUAAAAUGCACACAUUGAAAAGGUCAUUCAGGGAAUGCAAGAAAAAUCUGAAAAUUAGUGGUAACGGAAGAAAUUUCUGUAAGUUUUAUACAAAACUGAAUGACAUUUUAGGUCACCGUCCUGCAUCGUUGCCAGUGAAAUUAAUAGAGAGCAUGAACAGAAAGAGAACAAUAUCGUGCAUAGAUGAUUCAGAAAGUGACACAUUAGAUGAUACAGAAGACAAAAAUAUAGACAAUACAGAACUACUUGAUGACAGCAAAACUGAUAACGAAGAACCCAUUGCUUCUACAGCUAAUGAUAAUGUCAACGGUAAUAUAAAUGACAGACCAAAUGAAGAAAGUACAGAUGGCGAAAAAGAGAAGAAAGGGGACGAAGAAAUAAAGGAAAGUGGUAAAACAAAGAGUAAACAGCAUGUGAAAGAAAACAAAUCAUCAAAGAUAAAGCCUAAGAAAACACGUUUAGAAAUUGCUUUGUCAACUGUUAUGACAGCAUUUGCAGACAGCAACAGUAAAUUUGAAACCACACUUUUAGCAUUAGAGAACAAGAAAACUGCCGAACUGAAGAGAAUAGAAAUUGAGAAGCAGAGACUUUAAUCGGAAGAGGGACAGAAACGUGAAGAGCGAGAGCACCAGUACCGAAUGAUGAAAAUGAUAAUUGGAAGAAUG
Molecule: messenger RNA, 1349 nt
Organism: Gigantopelta aegis
Lineage: Eukaryota; Metazoa; Mollusca; Gastropoda; Neomphalida; Peltospiridae
Product: DNA ligase 1-like
Exons: 1
Coding region: 489-1277 (262 amino acids)
Source: RefSeq, a predicted model, not a curated record